Penicillium manginii is the source of this 4473-nucleotide messenger RNA. RefSeq lists its product as uncharacterized. The transcript is spliced from 3 exons. NCBI's taxonomy places the organism in Eukaryota, Fungi, Ascomycota, Eurotiomycetes, Eurotiales, Aspergillaceae. Gene Ontology annotation, molecular function: protein binding. The coding region runs from base 1 to 4473 and encodes 1490 amino acids. The record is from RefSeq and is a predicted model, not a curated record.
AUGCAUCUCCGGCCCUGGAGGCACCGAAAGACCGGCAAGUCGUCUCCCAAAGAAAAAAGUCAUGAAGAUGUUGUCCCCAACGCCCCGUCGACUUUGGACAAGCCAAACCAUUUGGAACCUACCGUGACGCCAAUUUCUCCGCCGGUAGCAGAACCAGAGAGAUCAACGGAUCCUGAGCCAUCGCCGUCCCCUGCGGUACCAGACCAUAAAUUGAGCAGUAUCUCGCCGGGUGCCCUUGGGCCUGGCUUGGCGAACAAUGAGGCGAUACAGGCAAUUUGGGAAGAAAUCCGGCAGAAGAUCAACAUCCUGGCCCAGAAAGCUGGCAGGCCCGUCAACACAGGCAUGGGAUUUGAUGAUGUCAUGGGAACCCUCGCAUCUACUGAGCACCCGGACAUGGAGCCGAGUAAGAAGGAUGCGGCCAAGAAGGUGUUGGGGAAUACAUUGAAAGUGAUCCAGACCGUUGGUGGAUUUGUCGCUGAUGGAGCAUCCCAGGUCUUUCCUGCCGCUUCGCAAUGUUAUAAUGCCAUCGGCUUUGUCAUUACUGCAUGGCAGGACUAUGAGAAUGCGUUUGAUGGCCUCACGGACCUUUUCGACGAAUCCACGAAAUAUCUCACACGGCUCCAGAUCUAUUCCAAGGGAUCAAUGGACAAGAGUCUCAGCGAACUUACGGCCAAGCAGCUGAGAUUGUUCAUUACAGUUUGCGACCAUGCUAUCUCACUGAGACACACCGCCAAAGGGAAGCUUAAGACCGCUUUAAAGAUUGCAUUCCUUGGCGAGAGCAGUAUCCAAGGCUUGAUCAGCCAGAUGGCCAAAAAUGUUGGCGAAGAGCACAUUUUGAUAUCGGCCCACACUUUCCUCAACUCGCAGGAGGCCGUGGCUGCUUCCCGCUCAACUCUCAAGGUGACGGAAAGGAUCGAAAACCAGGUCAAGGAUAUGCAUCUCGCGGCAAUGAAAGACAAAGAGGCGCACGAGCAGAACCAGACCGAGGCUGUCAUUAGAAAAGCAUUGGGCUAUGCCAAUAUCGUCGCACCUAUCUGGAGCGAGCGGUACCGAGACUAUAUGAAGGAGCGAUUGUCAUCUACGGGUCAAUGGGUAUACGAAGAUCCGACGUUUGCUCGAUGGAAGAAAGGCCAGUCGGGAGCCAACAUCCUCGCAGUUACGGGUGAUAAUGGCACCGGGAAAAGCUUCUUUGCGACUUCUAUCAUACAGCGCUUCAUUCAGCGAGCAAAUCCCGCCGACACGACCGACUCUCAAACUUGCGCCGCCUAUUACUAUCUUGAAGGAGAGGAGGCCAAAGAUGUACAGACCGCAAGCAACAUUGAUUUUGUGGCCAAGUCCCUGGUAUGGCAACUGACCGUGACUGACGCGCGCUACAAGAGGUCUGCUGCUGGUAUGUGUCGAGAACAUCCAACUGCUGAUGUGGCCGCCAUGUCGCACCAGCUCCUUUUCGAAUGUCCGUAUCUCCGUGAAGCGAAUGGCAUGUUCUACAUCAUCAUCGAUGGUCUAGCGGGUAAGAUGGGAGAAGGCAUGCUUCGCUUCCUGAAAGACGUAUCCGCCACAAAGACAGGCGGCCGCAUCCGGGUUCUGAUAACCUGCGAUUCCGACUGCUAUAGUCACCUGGGUCAGGUUGACGGGAUCGCCAUCGACUCAAUACAGAUUGAUGCGAAAAACGAAUCUGACGUUCAAGCGUUUGUUGAAUCACGAAUGAACAGCAUGCCGGCCUUGAGUGACUGUACCGAUGCCAGUGUUCGGGACCUCCGAAAGUCGGUAUGUGACGGGCUCAUAAAAAACACAGGUCAUGAUUAUGUCCGAAUCAAGUUUGCCCUCCACGAUAUUAGCAAACAAGAGUACCCCGAAAAGAUUAUGGGCAUCGUGGACAAUGCAGGGAGACAGCGUCUGCAGCAGAUCCAAGAAGAGAUUGAGGAGCUGGAACGAAGUCUCACCGACGCAGAAAUACGUGAAAUCAAUGAGAUCAUUCUCUGGACUCAACAUCACAAGGGCCCGAUGACGGAGAGCUGGCUGACUGCUGCUUUGCGUGCCCGGGAUGGGAAGAAGUCUCUCCUGCGCCUAUCAGACAAGUUCAAGUCAAAAUACACUCUUUUUACGACUACUCACAGAGGAGAUAUAACCUUCCGAGCUCCGGAGGUUGAGAAAGCUAUCCCCUCGCGCCACAAGGGCCGUAAGGAGCCCGAAGAAUCUAGCCCGAACGUGGUAUCCCAGGCUGAGGCUGAGAUAAUCAACCACUUCCUUCGCACCGUCUGCCCACCGAACACGUACAGCAAGCUGAAUCUGGACGCGAUUCUGGCACAGAAGCAGCAUAGAAAGGGAAAUGCCCGGAUCUGCCAAGAUGAUUCAUACACAGCAGAGGCUAAACUGGCCCUUGCCUGUCUGGAGCUACUUAUUGAAAAUUCCGAUGGGUAUGAAGAAGGCUUAUUGCCUUACGCAAGAAAGUUCUUCGAUCAUCACUUGGGCGCGGCGGAUCUGGCCUUUGUCGACAUCGAGUUGAAGGUUCAAAUUGGUCAGCUCCUCGUCAAGCUUUUCACCCACGAUGAGUCGAUCGACACGUUAGUCUGCACCCAGGAAUCAAGUCGCUUUAGUCCCGUUCGAAUUGAAAUGUGUGAGAAGCUGCUUCUUAAAAAUGACACUGCGGAUACUGUCAUUCAAUGGCUCAAGGACUCGGCUGUCACUUCCGAGGUUUCCGAUAAAGAAACGAGGGAGUGGAUUUCAGACGUGAUCAAAGACGGCGGCCCUGGUAAGCUACUGGCACCAGCUGCAAAACGAAUGGCCUGGCACUUGGCACGGGAGCCGCAUCUCCUACCCGUUACUAGGGGUGCUUUCCUGUUUCUUGUGUAUUAUAUUCGGAAGUUUGAAAUCGGUGACGAACACCCAGAGCAGCCAGAUCCUUUUAAUGCACUUUUUGACGAAAUCAACCGUGUUAGGGAAAUCAACCGUGCUGAGGGAGUCGACCGUGCCGAGGGCAACAAACGGAUCGAAGAAAUCAGGCAUGCCGAGGAACCCAAGCGUGUCGAUGAAAUCAAGCGUAUCGACGAGUUCUGUGUAAACACCUUAGGCAUCGACGAGAGAGACUCAUUUUGGCAUUCACAGAUGGCAGCCAUGUUGCUUGCCUGCGGUGCUAGGGUUCCAGGAAUGCAGCGAGCUCAAACAGCCCUGAAUUUCGAUCCGAACAACUGGCGAGCAUCAACUCACCUGGCUAACAGAAUGAAACCUGCCGAGGGAAUCGACGUGCUCAAGCCUGUCAUUGAUCGCCUUGGGUCGGAUGUGGAGUGGCAGAAGUCCUAUCUCAACCGAUCGGAAUAUUCAAACAUGCUCUUCAUUCUCGCGGAGAAGACUUGGCAACAAGAUCAUAAGCAGUUUGAUGCUACUGUUGAAUUUGCAAAGUCAGCUAUGCGAGUUGAGCCAUUUAACUAUCCUCGAAACCUGAUGAAUUUGAGUCGCUGUGCCAAAGAAAAGCAAUGGGCUCGGUUUAUGGAGAUCUUAGACGUGAUAGUUGAGAGCUCACGUGGGUUAGAAGAACGAGCUUUAUCCGAGAUGAUCAUCCUGUGCAUCUUUGAUAUGAAAAGGGAAGACUAUCUUACAAUGAUGUUGGAAGCAGCUUUCCAUGCAGACCGACUCCAGUUCAUCGUGGAUGCCUUCCGAGACUGCGUAGAAAGGCUCGAAGCUCGGGGUGAUCGCGCCAGACUCUGCCAUCUCCGAUAUUACUAUGGACGCGCACUCAUGGCGCUCCACAGUGGAUCGCCAAAGGCGAUUGACCAGUGGCGCAAGGCCAUUGAGGAGGGUGCUAGUGCGGACCUUCUGUCGUCAUUGAUCAGUAAUAUCAUGCCGUAUUACCUGCAAAGGGCCAUCAAGGCAACUGCCGCAAACGAUGAUGAAGCUGCGGCUAUCUAUCUCGAGAAGAUCCAGACAUUGCUGCCCGAAGACGUACCCGAAUCCAGCGUUGUGCUUCCACCAGCGAUAUACAUUGUGCGAUAUCACGCGCGAAAGGGUGACCUGGCACAGGCCAAACUCUUUGCUCGCGAUUUAGUCCGGAAGGGCAUCGAAAUUCUGACCGACGACAUCGAAGAAAAUGACUUCCCUGCCUACAAGGAGCUUCUGUGGCUAUUCAUCGCUCUGGGUGAUGAAGAGAAUGUGAAGGCAAUCCGAUCGCUCAUGGCAGCUCGUUUCAAGGAAGAGAUGAGAUCCAUUUGCGGAGGCGACUGCGGAAUAUCUUUGCACCUAGCAGAUGAGAUGAUCUGGUGCCAAGAUUGUAUCGAUAUCAAAUUCGAGAAUACGUGCCACGGGAAGAUUGAUGAGACUGGUUUCCCAUUUUUGCUCUGUGAUGCCUCGCAUGAAUUCAUGCACUUUUCUCGAGUUGACCAUUCGCAAGAUGGAUUCGUGUUGAUUGGUAAUGAUUUGGUUUCGGAAGAGAAAUGGAUGCGGCGCAUGCAGAGGGAUUAUGUUAAGAUCGUGUGCUGA